GGAAACUUGUUUAGCUGUGCCAGUGAGCCAAUGGAAAUGGAUUUGGAUAUUAUUGACUCACUGGAAGCCCUUGGCUACAAGGGAGUGCAGCACGAGAAGUUAACCCAAUCACUAGAUGAUGGCAUUGGCAGCGAAGAGCUACGUGAAGUCAUUUUCUGGCUUGCCACUGAACUACAUUUGUUGCGAAAAACCGAUGAGCAUGUGGCGUUGAGCAGCAAGGACCACAAGGAUUUUGCAACUGAACUUUCGCUGCUGCUAACUGAGCUGGGAUGCCCCUAUCUGCAGUUUGUGGCUGCGCCUAUGUCGGAGCGCUUUCAUACACGCGAGUCAUUGUUGCAACUCUUGGAGUAUCUGACAUCGGAGCUAAUGGCAACAAGGAUGUCGCUCGAACUGCAAUCCAAGCUGGCGGAGCCACCCAGCAAGAAAUUCAAGACCGAAUCUCAUUUGCAGCAAGCUGUGGAGCAGCUGACCAGUGGCUUGCAGCUGGGUGAGUUGCCCAAAAACAUGAACAGCAAACUUUUCCUUGAGCGCUUGAUGCCACGACUGGAGCAGCGCCUAAAGCAAACCAAUGCAGCAGUGCCCAGCGAGCCGCUGCUUAAGUCCAAAAAGCCACUGACUGAUGGUCAAUGGCGUGAGCUGGAUGCGAUGCAGAAGGACCUGGACGGUGAAUACAAUCUAAGGCGUGAAAUGAUGGUGACGCGUCUGGAGGCAACCGUGCAAAGUUUCCAGUGGUCCGAUGGCAUGAAGCAGCGUCAAAAUGAGAUUGCCGAGCGUUUAAAGCGCAAGUUCCAGGAGCUGGAGCAGCUAAAGAAUGGCGACGACGAUGCCAACAUUGUGGCACUGCUAGCUGCACGCGUAGCCAGCUCGGCGAAUGUGCGCAAGAAUACAGCGUCGAUAAUAGAGAAACAUAUAAUAAGCGAUGUGCCGGAUCGUGGCGGACGCGCCAAUGAGCAUGCGCCUCCGCAACCUGAGAUGCCGGCCUGGCAACAACAGCCUGCUGGCGGACCAGCUGGUGGCGGGCGUGGUGGUAACUUCGGUGGCAACUUCCGCGGCGGCUUUCGUGGUCGCGGUGGAGGCGGCGGACGCGGCGGCCAUCAUCAGGCGCAAAACCAAAGGCCGCCGAAUUACCAAGAGCAACAGCAGUGCGAGCCUGAUCAGCAGUGGUUACAAAGCAGCGGACGACUGCAGGGCAAUGGCUGGAAUCUUCAAGGCGGCGGACGCGGCGGUAGACGAGGCGGACGCGGACGUGGCGACAAUCAGCGUGCUGGCUUUCGUUAAGGCACACACACAACUCUAUAUAUAGCAAUAUCAAUAUAUAUAUAUCGCAAAUCUGAUAAACAGAUUCACUUUGCAUAUUGGCUAAUGUCAAUUUAUCAAAUUGUAAACAUUAGUACUACUAACUAACCUACUAACAUAUUUAGUCUAAAUUGA
This is a messenger RNA of Drosophila busckii, 1431 nucleotides long. Its product is annotated as protein FAM98A. The record is from RefSeq and is a predicted model, not a curated record. The coding region runs from base 31 to 1278 and encodes 415 amino acids. Lineage: Eukaryota; Metazoa; Arthropoda; Insecta; Diptera; Drosophilidae. The transcript has a single exon. Gene Ontology annotation, cellular component: tRNA-splicing ligase complex.